Molecule: messenger RNA, 738 nt
Organism: Pteronotus mesoamericanus
Lineage: Eukaryota; Metazoa; Chordata; Mammalia; Chiroptera; Mormoopidae
Gene: GARIN6
Product: golgi associated RAB2 interactor family member 6
Cellular component (GO): nucleus
Source: RefSeq, a predicted model, not a curated record
AUGAAUUCAGGUUCCAAACCCAGCAGGGGCCAAGACCUAGGAGCAUGCAGUUCCCUGAGGGGUCUUCUGGCCCAGUUUCCAGUGAAUGAAGUUCUGUUGACAACUCAAACCCCUAUGUUCAUUGCAGCAUUACUCAUGGGGACCAGGACAUGGAAACAACCAAAGUGCGAUAGAUAUUUGGAUAAAGAAGACAGGAGAGCCAGGGAGAGCCCAUCCCUGCUACUGUAUAACACAGCCAAAAGCGGCCCUGCAGGGGACCUGUCUAAUACCUCCAUGGGGAAACUGCAGGGACAGUUAUACAAGGGAGCAUAUACUAUGUUCAAGUACACACCGAUGUUUGACAGCGACUUCAUACAUUUUAGUGAAAGAGAAGGGAUUCAUGUGCACGAGGGUGUCCAAAUGGAGAUGGUGGGUAUCAUUCGUACCAGCCCCUACCUCGCACUACCUGAUGCCAAGCUGCUCGCCACCCAGAAGAGAGGUAGCAAGCCUACACAGAUCUUAGAGUGAGUGAGGCUGCUCCCCUCGAUGUUUGUGAAGGUAUCCAUCCACAAAUCAAAAUGACAACAGCUCCACCUGAAGCUUGCCAUAGGUCACUCUUUCCUUCAGCUGUGUCCUCAUUCAGAUAUAAGAGGUCUUUUGGCUCCCUGGGAAGACCUCGUUUACAUGUUAAAACCUCCAGUGGAGGUUCACAGCAGUUCCUACACCAUUCCAGCAGAUGUCACACUGGACAUACUUUGA